GCCGGACCGCGUAUAAAACCUCCUCCUAGUUUUUUUCAGUUCCCUUGGCUUGUUUUACAAGUACCUGGGUUCAGUUUAUCGGCGUAGUUCUCGUUUGUAAUUGAAGUAUCAAUUUCGUUCCGGACAAUUACUUUUCGAAAAGACCAUAAACCCUAGCUUGGCUGACGGAGCAGUUUCUUCGACCUCGAAAGAUUUACAGAUAUGGUCACACCAUUGAUCGGAGGAAUCGCUGUAGCUGCAGCAGCUUAUGCUGGUAGAUAUAGCAUUCAGGCUUGGCAAGCAUUCAAAGCAAGACCACCUACAGCUAGGCUGCGUAAAUUUUACGAAGGUGGUUUUCAAUCUACCAUGACACGAAGGGAAGCAGCUCUCAUACUUGGAGUGAGGGAGAGUACCCCGACAGACAAGGUCAGGGAAGCGCAUAGGAGGGUGAUGGUUGCUAAUCAUCCGGAUGCAGGGGGUAGCCAUUACCUUGCAUCUAAAAUUAAUGAAGCUAAAGAUAUUCUGCUUGGAAGAACCAAGGGCACGGGCUCUGCAUUUUGAUGGUGUUGACUUGUCCGAAUGCUCCAUAGGCCAUUGUUUGUGAAGGUUUCACAUAGCGAGUUUUAGAUGUGUCAUCUCUGUUUCGGAUCAAUUAUUUUCAGUGUAUAUCAACAGGCGGUUUCUGUAGCCAUAAACUUAACGCAUUGAGGAUACUGUAGUUGGACCCUCUUUGGAAGUCUUGUAGCUUUAAUUUCAUGAACUUGCUUAGCAUCUGGCCGAA
Molecule: messenger RNA, 760 nt
Organism: Prunus avium (sweet cherry)
Lineage: Eukaryota; Viridiplantae; Streptophyta; Magnoliopsida; Rosales; Rosaceae
Product: mitochondrial import inner membrane translocase subunit TIM14-1
Biological process (GO): protein import into mitochondrial matrix
Cellular component (GO): PAM complex, Tim23 associated import motor
Molecular function (GO): ATPase activator activity
Source: RefSeq, a predicted model, not a curated record